Molecule: messenger RNA, 2310 nt
Organism: Dama dama (fallow deer)
Lineage: Eukaryota; Metazoa; Chordata; Mammalia; Artiodactyla; Cervidae
Gene: CCDC85B
Product: coiled-coil domain containing 85B
Exons: 1
Coding region: 446-1054 (202 amino acids)
Biological process (GO): negative regulation of DNA-templated transcription
Cellular component (GO): nucleus
Source: RefSeq, a predicted model, not a curated record
GAGUCGGGGGUCGACACUGGAAUCUUGGUUCUCAGAGGGAGUCGAGAGGCCUGGGCUCGAGCUUGAGGCGGUUUGGAAUUGGAAGGUACGAAGCGCCUACUUUGGGGCUGUCUGGAACCGAGGUCGGGGACGCGGAUACCCAGUCAGCGAGCGUCAGGGACUCCGCGGUCCGAAGUGGGCGGGGAAGGGCUUCAUUCUGGGCGCCUGGACCCCGCCCCUUUCCGAGGGCGCUAUCCCGGAUUAGCUGUUCGUCCUUGACGUCUUGGGGCCCCGCCCCGGCGCGCGCCCCGCCGCGUGCCCACCCCCGCGCGGUUGCUGCAUCCUACUCUAGCUCCGCCACAGCUUGUCCACUGAGCGGGUGCCUGAGCCCCAGCGGCGAGGAGCUCGUCGUGGGGCUCCUGGGCCGCGGCGGCGGGCAGGCGAUGCUCCAGAAGCUUAGGCAGCCAUGGAGGCCGAGACGGGCGGCCUGGAGGAGCUGACGGAUGAAGAGAUGGCGGCUCUGGGCAAGGAGGAGCUGGUGCGGCGCCUGCGGCGGGAGGAGGCGGCGCGCCUGGCGGCUCUGGUGCAGCGCGGCCGCCUCAUGCAGGAGGUGAAUCGGCAGCUACAGGGUCACCUGGGCGAGAUCCGCGAGCUCAAGCAGCUCAACCGACGCCUACAGGCCGAGAACCGCGAGCUGCGCGACCUCUGCUGCUUCCUGGACUCGGAGCGUCAGCGCGGGCGUCGCGCCGCGCGCCAGUGGCAGCUCUUCGGGACCCAAGCAUCCCGAGCAGUGCGCGAGGAUCUGGGCGGUUGUUGGCAGAAGCUAGCCGAGCUGGAAGGCCGCCAGGAGGAGCUGCUGCGGGAGAACCUGGCGCUCAAGGAGCUCUGUCUGGCGCUGGGCGAAGAGUGGGGUCCCCGAGGCGGCUCCGGCGGCUCGGGGGGCUCUGGCGCUGGGCCGACACCCGAGCUGGCCUUGCCCCCCUGCGGUCCUCGUGACCUGGGCGAUGGAAGCUCCAGUACCGGCAGCGUGGGCAGCCCCGAUCAGUUGCCCCUGGCCUGCUCCCCAGAUGACUGAGGGCACAGCUUCCCGCCGAUGCCCGCCCGGAUUGCUCCUCAAGCGACGAGACUGCGGUGAACCUGGGGACCCAGACGCCGCCCCGGCCGCGCACGAAGGGCCGAUGGAAUGGACUUAGAAACCCUAACACUGAGGAAGGCCCCUGGCUCUCGCUGGCGGGGCAGUAGGGGGACUGGAGGCUGGAGUGGAGGGACUUACUGGGGGCUGGGUGGAGGCUAAUAAACUGAGGCGGAAGCAGAGCCCAUGGCUCGGGCGCGUCUGUUUGGAACUCGCCGGCGUUGGGACGAGGGCGGGGACCAUUGGGGGUACCAUUCCCAUCUGGAGGGACUGUAGAACUAAGGUGGCUGACUCCCUCAUUACUUCAGUCCUGGGGCGGGAUGUGGGACAGUGGUGAGCCAUUGGCUCCCCCCAUCAGGCCCCAGGACAGGCCGUGAUCCGGCCCCAGAAGUGGCUCCAGCUCCCUUCCCGGCUCCUUCCUGUCCAAGACAAUGGAGCAGGAAGCAGGUGCUGGGGGCCUAAAACCCACUCAGCCGCCUCCCGAGAGGCUGGAAGGGGCCUAACAGCGCCCUCCGGUGGCACAGGCGGGAGCACUGUGGGUCCCCCACCGGGAGGAGGAUAAUCCUCUUGGCUUGGCACCUCACAGCACUUCUCUUCAUCUUCUCAGUCCUGGAGAUGAGGCAGAACAGAUGUAGCCUCAUUUGUCAGAUAAGAAAAUCGAGGUCCAGAAAUAUCAGUUUGUCCAAGGUCAGGUAGUGAGUUGGUGGAGCUGAAAUGGGAGCCUGAGGCUUCUGGUUCCAAAUGGUCUCCCUUUAGCCUCUGGGUCCAAUGAGAGCAGGCUAGAGCUUCAAGCCUUUUAUUCCAUUUUGGCAGGUUUGUAUAAAAAUACUCUCUUUAGGAAAAUAAAUAGCAGCUGCCCACGCUGUGGAGGCUUGGAGCUAAAGUCUUCUCAGAGCUGGGGGCCGCAGGUCAGCUCUGGCACUCUCCUGAGCCGUUCCUUUUAGGAGGCGCUGGCAGAGUGUCCUGGUUCAGUAACCUGGUGCUGCUCGCAGUGCGGCUGGGUGAGUUAGUGUUCUAGGCUGGUAGAGUAUCAUCAUCUGUCAGGGGUAGGGUUGGGUGGAUCACAGGAAGAGGCGAUGAAGACCAUAGGGGUGAUCUGCAGGGGAUUAGGGCUCCAGAGGACCUCUGAGAAUCUACAAAGUCCCUUGGGAGCUGCCCAGAAUUCCCUCCAACAAGUGGGAACUAUUUUGUCUCUGAUU